Juglans regia (Persian walnut) is the source of this 6430-nucleotide messenger RNA. RefSeq names its product DNA-directed RNA polymerase V subunit 1. Gene Ontology annotation, molecular function: DNA binding. Bases 347 to 6145 code for a protein of 1932 amino acids. The transcript has 18 exons. The record is from RefSeq and is a predicted model, not a curated record. Lineage: Eukaryota; Viridiplantae; Streptophyta; Magnoliopsida; Fagales; Juglandaceae. Gene Ontology annotation, cellular component: RNA polymerase II, core complex. Gene Ontology annotation, biological process: DNA-templated transcription.
GAUCUGUUUUUAAACUCAGACCCUGUAUUUUUCCGUUACAUGCAAAGCUGAUUCCACUCCCUCUCUCACAGCGAGGAAGAAAGAGAGAGGAGAGAGAGAGAGAGCAAAAAUCAAAAGCUACACUCCGCCAUUUUUGUGCGACCCAUUGUUUCACUUUUACAUGCCUUUCGUUUAGUUUACCAUACUACCAUUUUGUGUCCCACACACCAGAGGCGUUUCGUCACACUCACUCUCUCUCUAGUGCUCUCUUGCUCAGUUUCAUUCUACUUAUUCCGGCAUUGAGGCUUAAUCUAGGGUUUUAGUUUAAACCCCCUAAUUCGAAGGACUGUGGGAGUGGAAAUCAGUGAUGGAGGAAAAUCCCUCUUCAACUAUUUUAGAUGGCGAGAUUAUUGGGAUCAGAUUUGGUUUGGCAACUCAUCAUGAAAUCUGUACAGCAUCGAUCAGUGACUGCCCUAUUAGCCAUGCCAGUCAACUUGCGAAUCCCUUUCUUGGUCUGCCUCUUGAAUUUGGCAAAUGUGAAUCUUGUGGUACUUCUGAACCAGGGAAAUGUGAAGGGCAUUUUGGAUACAUUGAAUUACCAAUUCCGAUCUACCAUCCUAGCCAUGUUGGUGAACUGAAGAGGAUGUUGAGCUUACUUUGCUUGAAGUGCUUAAAGAUGAAAAGGAACAAGGUUCCACUAAAGAGUGCUGGUUUGGCAGAAAGAUUGUUAUCUUCCUGUUGUGAGGAUUCUCCACAAGUUUCUAUCAGAGAGGUAAAAACCACAGAUGGUGCUUGUUACUUGGAACUGAAGCUUCCUCAACGGUCACUUCGGAAUGGUUCUUGGAACUUUUUGGAAAUAUAUGGUUUUCGCUAUGGUGACGAUUUGUGUCGAACUUUGCUUCCUUGUGAGGUGAAGAAAAUGCUCAAAAGAAUUCCUGAGGAGACUAGGAAGAAGCUUUCUGGAAAAGGGUAUUUCCCUCAAGAAGGAUAUAUCCUGAAAUACUUACCUGUCCCUCCAAACUGUUUGUCUGUGCCAGAAAUCUCUGAUGGUGUCAGUGUCAUGUCUUCGGAUCCUUCUUUGGUGAUGCUCAAAAAAGUGCUCAGGCAAGUGGAGAUCAUCAAGAGUUCAAGAUCUGGUACACCAAAUUUUGAAUCUCAUGAAGUUGAAGCUAACGAGUUGCAAUCAGCUAUAAAUCAGUAUCUGCAGAUUAGGGGUUCUGUAAAAGCAUCUCGUGAUAUAGACUCAAGAUUUGGGCUGAGCAAAGAGCCAAAUGAUUCCACAACAAAAGCAUGGCUCGAAAAAAUUAGAACAUUGUUCAUCAGAAAAGGUUCAGGCUUCUCGUCCCGCAGUGUGAUUACUGGGGAUGCAUAUAAAAGGGUUGAUGAGAUUGGGAUCCCCUUUGAGAUUGCGCAGAUGAUCACUUUUGAGGAGAAAGUUAACGUUCACAAUUUGAAAUAUUUGCAAGAGCUAGUAGAUAAUAAGUUGUGCCUAACAUAUAGAGAUGGUUCUUCAGCAUAUUCGCUGAGGGAGGGUUCAAAGGGGCAUACAUUUCUGCGACCUGGUCAAGUAGUACACCGACGCAUUAUGGAUGGGGAUAUGGUUUUCAUUAAUAGACCACCAACCACUCACAAGCAUUCCUUGCAAGCACUUGCAGUGUAUGUUCAUGAUGACCAUACAGUGAAGAUAAACCCGCUUAUUUGUGGCCCAUUGAGUGCUGAUUUUGAUGGUGACUGUGUGCAUCUCUUCUAUCCUCAAUCUCUUGCUGCAAAAGCAGAAGUUUUGGAACUUUUCUCUGUGGAUAAGCAGUUGCUUAGCUCUCACAGUGGUAAAAUCAACUUGCAACUGGCCACUGACUCAUUGCUGUCCCUAAAGACAAUGUUUAAGACAUACUUCUUGGACAGAUCAGCAGCUCAGCAAUUGGCUAUGUUUGCUUCAUCUUCAUUGCCACGGCCUGCUUUGUUGAAGGUUCAUUCCGCUGCCCCUUAUUGGACUGCUUUGCAGAUAUUACAGACUGCUUUGCCUGCAUGCUUUGACUGUUGUGGGGAAACAUACCUGAUUAGUCAGAGUGAUGUUUUGAAAAUUGACUUCAAUGGUGAUGUUAUAUCGUCUGUGGUUAAUGAAAUUGUGACAUCAAUUUUCUUUGAGAAGGGUCCUGAAGAGGUUUUAAAAUUCUUCAAUUCCUUACAGCCUUUGUUGAUGGAAAAUAUAUUUGCGGAAGGUUUUAGUGUUGGCUUAAAUGACUUUUCCAUAAACAGGGAGGACAUACAAAAUAUUCAGAAGAAUAUUCAGUCUAUUUCUCCUUUGCUGUAUCACCUAAGAGAAACAUAUAAUGAGCUGGUGGAGUUGCAAUUGGAGAAUCGCAUCAAAGAUGUGAAAGUGCCAGUUACAAAUUUUAUUUUGAAGUCUGCAUUGGGUGAUUUAAUGGACUCCAAAAAUGAUUCAGCCAUUAACAAGGUAGUUCAACAAAUUGGCUUCCUGGGCCUGCAACUUUCUGAUAAAGGAAAAUUUUAUUCUAAGACCUUAGUUGAAGACGUGGCUGCACUUUUUCGUUGUAAAUAUUCUUCUGGAGUUGAUUACCCUUCUGCAGAGUAUGGAUUAGUUCAAAAUUGUUUUUUUCAUGGGUUAGAUCCCUAUGAGGAGAUUGUUCAUUCAAUAUCUACGAGAGAAGUAAUGGUCCGCUCGUCAAGAGGAUUGUCUGAACCUGGUACUUUAUUUAAAAACUUAAUGGCCAUCCUUCGAGAUGUUGUUAUUUGUUACGAUGGCACCGUCAGAAAUGUUAGCAGCAAUUCCAUAAUCCAAUUUGAUUAUGGGGUAAAUGCGAGAGGUAAGCCCAACAAUUUAUUUCCUGCUGGUGAACCUGUUGGCGUCUUAGCUGCAACAGCAAUGUCAAAUCCUGCAUACAAGGCAGUUCUUGAUUCUUCUCCAAGCAGUAAUUCCUCAUGGGAGCUGAUGAAGGAAAUACUGCUUUGCAAGGUCAUUUUUAAGAAUGAACUUAUUGAUCGCCGUGUAGUAUUAUAUUUGAAUGAAUGUGGCUGUGGGAGAAAGUGUUGCCGAGAGAAAGCAGCAUAUUUAGUAAAGAAUCAAUUGAAGAAAGUCAGCCUUAAAGAUACUGCGGUUGAGUUUCUGAUUGAAUAUAAAGACCAGCAAAAUGUAGCAGAAAGUUCUGAAAUUGAUGCAGGCCUUGUUGGUCAUGUUCAUCUAAAUGAGAUGCUGUUGGGAGAGAUGAACACCAGUAUGCAUGAUGUUCUUCAAAAGUGCCAAGAGACUCUUAGUUCGUUCCGAAAGAAGAAGAAAGUUAGUCAUGUUUUUAAAAAAACGAUUCUGUCUAUCAGUGAAUGUUGCUCUUUCCAGCAAUGUGGUGCAAAUAGAAGCUCUGGUAUCCCAUGUUUGAUGUUUUCUUGGCCAGACACAAGUGAUAUUUAUUUGGAGAGGACUGCAAAUAUCCUUGCGGACAUUAUUUGCCCUGUUCUUUUAGAAACCAUCAUUAAAGGUGACCCUCGAGUUUGCUCAGCAAACAUAAUAUGGAUCAAUCCAGGUACGACAACUUGGAUAAGAAACCCUUGCAAGUCUGAAAAGGGUGAAUUAGCACUGGACAUCGUUCUGGAGAAAUCAGCUGUGAAGCAAAGUGGUGAUGCUUGGAGGAUUGUAUUAGACUGUUGUCUUCCUGUUCUUCAUUUAAUCGACACCAGGCGUUCCAUACCAUAUGCAAUAAAGCAGCUUCAAGAAUUGCUAGGGAUUUCUUGUGCUUUUGAUCAAGCUGUUCAGCGCCUUGCAACAUCAGUGACAAUGGUGGCAAAAGGUGUUCUCAAAGAGCAUCUCAUUCUCUUGGCAAAUAGCAUGACAUGUGCUGGAAAUUUGGUUGGCUUCAAUUCUGGUGGUUAUAAAGCUUUGUCUCGCUCAUUUAAUGUCCAAGCACCAUUUGCGGAAGCGACACUUUUUACACCAAGAAAUUGUUUUGAGAGAUCUGCUGAAAAGCGACAUGUGGAUUCUCUAUCGAGCAUAGUUGCAUCUUGUUCCUGGGGAAAACAUGUGGCAGUGGGUACAGGAUCUAGAUUUGAUGUCCUUUGGGACACAAGGCAGGUAGGAUUGAACGAAGAGGGUGGAAUAGAUGUGUAUAACUUUCUACAUAUGGUGAGAGGUGCUGCAAAUGGAGAAGAAUCAAAUACCGGUUGUCUGGGUGCAGAUACUGAUGAUCUUAUGCUGGAAGAUGAAUGUGCAGAGUGGGCUCCCUCCCCAGAGCAUAACUCAAGUUUUGAUAAGCCAUUCUUUGAAGACAGUGCUGAGUUUGAAAAUUGUUUAGAUAAUCGGCCAGAGGAAUCAACAUGGGAUGCUUCUACUAGUUGGGACAAACAAAUGACUAGAGAAAAUGCUUCAUCUGGUUGGGGGACAAAUAAAGCUGAACCAGGUGAUGUGUCCACAAAACCUGCCAUGGAUUCUUCCAAGUCCAGUGGUUGGGGUGCCAGUGCUGGAUGGGAGAAUAAUACAGCAACCAAGAAUGAUUCUUCUGGUUGGGGAAUGGGUGGAGAUGAAUCACGAGUUGCUUUCAUCUCCAAAAAAGCACAAGAGAACUCUUCCACAUCCCACGGCUGGGAUGCUGUGGCUCCUUUGGGAAAAGUGAGCAAAGAUGUUGAGGAAUCUGGAUGGGAGACAAGUACGGUGACCAAAAAUGUUUCUUCUGUUUGGGGGACCAAUAAAACUGAAUCGGGUGAUGUUUCCCCAAAAGCCGCAGAGAAAUCUUCCAAGUCCAGUGGUUGGGGUGGUAUGGCUGGGCGGGAUAUAAAUUCAGCAACCAAAAAUGAUUCUUCUGGUUGGGGAACGGGUGGAGAUCAAUCACGAGUUGCUUUUGUCUCCAAAAAAGCGCCAGAGAACUCUUCUGGAUCCCACAGCUGGGAUGCUGUGAUUCCUUGGGGAAAAGGGGACAAAGAUGUUCAGAAAAAUACAGCUACCAAAAACGUUUCUUCUGGUUGGGGAAUGGGUGGUGAUGAAUCACGAGAUGGUUCUGUCUCCAAAACAGAGCAAGAGAACUCUUCCGGAUCCCAUGGCUGGGAUGCUGUAACUCCUUUGGGAAGAAGGGAUGGAGAUGGUGAGGAAAAUUCAUUGAACAAAAAUGUUUCUUCUGGUUGGGGAACAGGUGGAGAUGAAUCACGAGAUGCUUUUGUCUCAAAAAAAGCACAAGAGAACUCUUCCAGAUCCUGUAGCUGGGAUGCUGCAACUCCUUCGGGAAAAAAUGCUGGGGAUGCUGUAGAAUCGUCCAGAUUUGAUGGGAAGCCUCUGGUUGAAAAAAAAACAGAGCCUUCUGAUUGGGAUAAGAAGGUAACACAGGAGACAGUUCAGUCAACUUCUGGUUGGGUUUCUUCAACUAUUGAAGUAGGGACUAGAGAUGAACAUUCAUCCCCUUCUGUGGAACAUUGUGAGUCACCUGCCAUCAAUCAUUCAUGGGGGCAGCUGAAGUCACCAGAACCUUCACAAGGUUGGGGCUCUUGGAAUGAGUCUAAUCAAUUAGCAAGUUUGAACAGUUGGGACUCACCAAAUGCUGACGGUGGAAAUGAAAGUGAGAGACCUCGGUGGGGAAGGCAGAGUGCAGAACCAUUCAAGAAAAAUUCGUUUGAAGGAUCAAGGGGAUGGGGUUCAAAUUCUGGAGAAAGGAAAUCUAACUGGUCUGCAAAAUCUCCUGGAAGGUCACAUACUGGUUCUAGUGCUAGUGGAAUAUAUACUGCAACCAGACAGCGAUUAGAUAUGUUCACUUCCGAGGAACAAGAUGUUCUGUUGGACAUUGAAAAGGUUAUGCAGUCUAUUAGAAGAAUAAUGCAUCAGUCUGGGUAUAAUGAUGGGGACCCACUAUCAUCUGAAGAUCAGUCCUAUAUACAGGAUAGUGUUUUUAACUAUCAUCCAGAUAAAGCUGUGAAAAUGGGUGCUGGAAUUGAUCAUUUCAUGGUUAGCAGGCAUAGCAAUUACCAGGAUAGCCGGUGCUUCUACGUUGUCUCAACUGAUGGUCGUAAGGAAGAUUUUUCCUAUCGCAAAUGCCUGGAUAACUUCAUCAAGAGCAAGUAUCCAGACGUUGCUGAAGCAUUCCUUGCAAAGUAUUUCAGAAAGCCCCGUUCUGGAGGAAACCGGGAAAGCAAUUCCGUUCCAGAGGAAACGGGUAAAAAAGAGCUAGGGCAGUAAGGCUGCUUAUGGGGGGUCAUUUGCUCUGUUAAUUGUAAUUCUUUUAGCUUGCUCGCUCCCCUGAUGUAAUUAGAUAGAAACAUUCCGAUCAUCUGCUAUUUUGAUUUGUAUAUUAAGGGCAGAUGUUUCGUGUACAUCAGCUCCUCCCAACAGAAUGCAUUGUUUUCCCAUGCAGCAGUUGUUGUUUAUCCACUACAUAGCUCAAUCAGGUAGCAUGUAACCUAUAACGGUGGGUGGGAAAAUUCAUGUUCUUUUGAUAUCAAAAUAGAGGCUACUUUCAAUUCU